Messenger RNA from Verruconis gallopava, 1724 nucleotides. RefSeq lists its product as uncharacterized. The coding region runs from base 885 to 1724 and encodes 279 amino acids. The record is from RefSeq and is a predicted model, not a curated record. NCBI's taxonomy places the organism in Eukaryota, Fungi, Ascomycota, Dothideomycetes, Venturiales, Sympoventuriaceae. The transcript has a single exon.
AAUAUUACUAUGAGAACACAUUUUCACAAGAAUACGUCCAUAUACAUCAUAUUUUCACUUCCUUUUGCUUCCCUGAGCGCUGCACAACAGCAAUCUCCAGCACUGCCUAGCUUAGGCUAGCCCCUCAGUGCAACAGUUAUGAGCCCGGCGACCUCACUCUGAGGAAGCGAUCGGAAGCGAUUACCAAACAAUAGCACAUCUGGCUAGCCGACUAGUCAGAAAAGCCGAAUUUACCUGAUCCAUACGCUGAUUGAUCAAAAAGCACAGAGAGCGAAAAAUGACUCCAUUCUGAUGGGCGACAGCGCCAUGAUAGACGUCCUCAUGGUUCCCACAGCAAUAGGCCUUAAGCUAUGCAUGGCAUAGGAGGUCGCUGACAAUGGCUAACCCCCAUUGUAAAAAGGGGCUGGAAAAACCAGCAAGCUGCCAAUGACCCUGACGAAGUGCACAAUAGCAGAUCAACGUCCAGAUCUAUUCAGCUAUGAGACAGAAGACAGCCAGAGGAGCAAAAGAUGAAAAUACCACUUAAAGAGGUCUUGCCUGAUCACCAAGAUUAUGCCUCAAGUGUUCAUCAUGCUACCAUCUGAGCAAUACCCAGCCAAAUAACGGCGAGACUGUUUCAAAAAUGAGACAGAUCUCAAGGUUCAGCAUUUGAGCGAUUUUUGAACCAAACAGCAACUGUGGAUGAACAGUUAGAUUGGAUCUAGGGAGAAGUCUCCAACGCAAACCCCGCAAUAAUGCUGAAACAUAAAAAAACAAUCAGAUAAGUCUCAAAAAAAUUGAAACAAAGAAAUAAAGAUGAAAGAACAAAGAGAUACUUCCUAAAGAAAAGAUUCAAAUCGAGAACCAGAAGGCUAAUCAAAGAACUUCAGAAGAAAUCUAACGAAAUGGAGUCAACCAUGUCAACUAUGCAAAGCGGAGUUCAACUGAGAUCACCUCAGGACUGGAUAUGGUGGUACUCCAUGAUCAAAGCAACUGCCUUAGAUCAUGAAGCGUGGUCCUACUGUAAUCCUGAUCAAAUAGACGAGCUGACACCGCUCGAAGACCCAGGUCAAAUGACUAUUACUCAAGAAAGGACAUACUUACACCGUGCCAAUGACUACAAAAAGAAGAGAAAAGGUCUCGCAACAGUAAACACAACUAUACAUAACACUGUCUCUCAAGACUACCAAUCCUACCUUGAAGAUGUCUUUACACCAAGAGAGAGACUUACUAGGCUCCGUGCAGCAAUUAAACCAUCUACUAGGCAACUAGAAGACUCAGUGCGAGAAGAGUAUGAAAGUUUGACUAGAGGCACCAAGCACAACAUGCUCGACAAGUGGCUCAAUCGCUGGAUCACUCUAGCACCUAGGUUAAGAACCCUAAAUAUACCAAACCUUGGUGAAGCACAAGCAUGUCGCGGCUUUAUAUACGCUACAGAAACUCUGAACCCAGUCUUCUACAAUGCCGCGAUGGCACGCCUUGGUGAAGCAGAUAUCAAGGCUGACAACUAUAAUCAAAUUAAGAAAGUAUUUGAGUUACUGCGAGACAAUCUUCCAACGUCCACAAAUGAUGGAAAUAGUACACUAGAUACAAUAUAUGUGACUUUAACUUGGCAUAAAGACUUCGAAGAGCAACUUAAGAUAAUUCAAGAGGUUCAUAAUCCAAAUCAUCUUACACUUACAAGUCUGGUGGGACAAUUCAGAGCUAUGCUUCCCAGUAGACUGAACAAUAAGAAACAAACGUGA